AUGGCUCCUAUACGAACAGCCAUCAUAGGUCUCUCUGCCAGCGGUGGAUGGGCCAAGAACGCACACCUACCGUAUCUCAUCUCACCGGCUGGUAAAUCCAAGUACAAUAUCAUUGCGCUAUGCAACUCCUCGGUAAAGUCUGCCAAGCAAGCCAUUGAGGCAUACGGGUUUCCCCCGGACACGCGGGCGUACGGCUCGCCCGAAGACGUGGCCGCGGACCCGGAUGUGGAACUGGUAAUUGUGAGCACACGCGUGGACAAGCACUACGAGACUGGGUUGCCCAGCAUCAAGGCGGGCAAGAAUGUCUACGUCGAAUGGCCACUGGCGCAUAAUGUGGACAAGGCUCGAGAGUUGGCCGAGCUGGCGAGAGAAACGGGGGCCAAGACCGUUAUUGGGCUGCAGGGCUGGUACUCACCUAUUGUUCUCACACUCCAAGAGCUGCUCAGCAGUGGGCGAAUUGGCAAGGUCCUCAGCAGUCAGGUUCGUGGAACGGGAGGAACCAAGGACAGGGAGGCAAUGACCCCUGCUGGCAGUUAUUUCACCGACAAGAAAAUUGGUGGGAACUUCAUUACCAUUAUCGUCGGGCACGUGACGGAGUACAUCCAGCACGUCCUUGGCGACUUUGAGAACGUCCAAUCGCGUCUGCAAAUCCAGCGACCACAGGUCAAGAUCGUCGACCCGGCCUCGGGCCAGACAACCAAAGUCGUCGAGUCCGAUGUACCCGACCUGGCCUUUAUCCAAGGGACACUGCCAGCAUCGGCAACCGUGGUCCAGGGCGCCUCCAUAAGCAUCACCAUUCGUCGCGGACAGCCGUUCAAGGGCGAGCCGGGCCUCGACUGGAUCAUCCACGGGGAAAAGGGCGAGAUCCGGGUCCGGACCUAUGACGGCCCCGCCUUCAACGCCGGUGGCGACGGCGCCAUUAUUGAAGUCUACGACUUUGCGUCGGACGAGGUGCACAAGGUCGACUGGGCCUACAGGGACGAGUACGCCGGCCUCCCCACGCUCGCCCAAAAUAUCGGCGCGCUGUAUGACGCCUUUGCGAGCGGCGACCGUUCCAAAUACCCCGAUUUUGAGCGUGCCGUGACGAGACACAAGCAGUUGGAUGGUAUUCUCAACGACUUCUCACAGGCGGAUGGUUCAGCUUAG
Molecule: messenger RNA, 1146 nt
Organism: Pestalotiopsis fici W106-1
Lineage: Eukaryota; Fungi; Ascomycota; Sordariomycetes; Amphisphaeriales; Sporocadaceae
Exons: 3
Coding region: 1-1146 (381 amino acids)
Molecular function (GO): nucleotide binding
Source: RefSeq, a predicted model, not a curated record